Bombina bombina (fire-bellied toad) is the source of this 5046-nucleotide messenger RNA. RefSeq names its product latent transforming growth factor beta binding protein 3 (gene LTBP3). The transcript has 25 exons. The coding region runs from base 704 to 4117 and encodes 1137 amino acids. NCBI's taxonomy places the organism in Eukaryota, Metazoa, Chordata, Amphibia, Anura, Bombinatoridae. The record is from RefSeq and is a predicted model, not a curated record. Gene Ontology annotation, molecular function: calcium ion binding.
ACUCUCCCUGAUUCUUCCCUGGCUGCUCUCAGGACAUCGCUCCCAUCCGGAAGACUUUCUUCCUAAAUCUGAAGGAAUUCCGUUACUGUCACCCUCUAUCUGUCUCACUGUCUUCUUCUUUACAUCUUCACCCACAAGCUCAUCUGAACUCUUAUUUCCCUUAUACUUUUGUGACAUUCCAGACUAUUUUCCUCUGUCCCUCUUGUCUGAUUUUAUUUUUUUAUACCCUCACACAACCUAAAACAACUGAGAAUUCUACAUCUCUAUAGAACGCUAGAUACACUAAUACACAGAGAGACAACUGUGCUCUUGUAUGCUUGCUAAACAAGACACAAACACACAAAAUACAACUUCACACAAUCUACACAAAGAUAUAACUAUACUCUCAUCUGUAUACAGAGAGAUAAAUGUACACAAAAAGAUUUCUAAAUACACAACUAUACAAAUUCCCUUUUUAUUCAGGUACAGAUUAAGGGCACACAUAAAAGUGACACAUAUGCAUAGGCACUCACAGACAUACAAUUAUAUAGUCACACACACACAUAUGAGCUGAAAUGUACAGUUAAUAAAAACAAUUUUAUAUAGUAGAACAUAAAACAGCAAAAAAAACUACGUUUGACACACAGACAUAUUGUUAGACUUAUGAACAAUAAAACCACUGCAGAACAACACACAUAUCACGCAGUUGUUUUACCAUAGGGAAAUGCCCCGUGUGGGAGGUAUACCCCCGUUUUCUCUCUUGUUAAUCUGGCUGGGAACAUUUUCCUGUCACCUUUCUCCUUCUGUGACACGUGAGCGCUUUAAAGUGGUAUUUGCCCCAGUGGUGUGUAAAAGAACAUGUCACAAGGGGUAUUGUCAGGAUGUCUGCAAACCUGGGAGCAACAUGACAUUGAUAGCUGAGAAUGGGGGAUCCACGGAUACCCUGACUGGGUCUGGAUUUAGAGUGGUGGUUUGCCCCCUGCCAUGCAUGAAUGGUGGUCAGUGCUCCUCACACAAUCACUGUAUCUGCCCUCCUGAUUUUACUGGCCGCUUCUGCCAACUUCCUGCCUCCGGUGGAGUUAGAGGGGCAAGCGAGGCAGGUGAAGGGCAGGGUGGUGACCCAUCUUCAGGCAAGCAUGCAGUUUAUUCAGUACAAGUCAUUGCUGGAGAAGAAGAAUCAGAAGGUAGAGGAACAAAGAUCAGCCAGUCAGCACUCACUGUCCCUCUGGGGCCUGGAUAUAGCUCCUCUGAAGUCCAGGUUCUUCCUCCCUACCUUAAUGUUCGGGUCCAUCACCCACCAAAUGCAUCUAUCCAGGUUCAUCGUAUUGAUGGUCUCGGAACUGAAGGUUCAACUGGAGGAGCUCAGCACCUUCUUCCGCACCCUGAAAUUAGUAAAGCUGCUCCGUCUCGUCCUGUAACUUACAAACCUUUAGGCCGUUGUUUUCAAGACACAUUACCAAAGCAGGCAUGCGGCACUAACCCUCUGCCUGGGCUGACCAAGGAGGAAGACUGCUGUGGAAGCGUAGGGACAGCAUGGGGACAACACAAGUGUCACAAGUGUCCUCAGCUUUCAUAUUCUGGCACCCAGAAAACGGCACCGUUCCGCGGGGAGCAGGGGUCUGACUGCCCACAAGGAUACAAACGUCUGAACAGUACUCACUGCCAGGAUAUAAAUGAGUGCAGUAUGCAGGGAGUGUGUCAAAAUGGCGAGUGUUUAAACACUCAGGGCAGUUUCCGAUGCUCUUGCAAACAUGGCUACAUCUUCAUAUCAUCACGGAUGCACUGUGCACCGGAGAAACCUGAGGUUAAAGGCCUCUGCUACAGGCUGGUUGGAGCGGACGGGCAGUGCCAACACCCACUAUCUACCAUACUGACUCGCCAGCUGUGCUGCUGUAGCGUUGGGAAGGCGUGGGGCUCUCAGUGCGAGGCUUGUCCAGCGGAUGGCACAGCAUCCUUCGCUGAGAUUUGCCCAGCUGGAAAAGGCUACCAUGUACUGAUGUCCCACCAAACGCUUACGAUUCAGGCACAGAGUGAUUUCACGCUACACUUGCACCCAGAGGGAGGUGAUGCCCCACCCCAAAGGAUUCAAGAGUUGGCUCCUCCUGAGUUUGUCCCACCACCCAGAAUGUCUGAUCUAGAUUCUGCAGAAGGACAAGGAGAGGUUACUCCUGAUGCGCAACCUGCAUAUGGCAGAAACACAAAACAAGAUUUCACACCUUUUAACAUAACAGAGAGAAGCCCAUAUCCAGAAGUUGCACUGAAGUCAACUCCCGCACCUGUAAUCAGAGUCCCUCCUACUUAUAAAACAAGUGCAGCAGAAAGUGCUACCCAAGUAACAGUGACCGAUGAGUGUAAAGAGGACAGGAGUCUGUGUGGUCAUGGAGAGUGCAUCUCCACUCCAUUUGGGUUUAACUGUAGCUGCUAUGAUGGCUAUUACCUAGACUCUAAAACUAAGAAGUGUAGAGACAUUAAUGAGUGCGAAAAUGACCCGUGUGGUCCUGGACGAUCACAUUGUCUGAAUACAGAAGGAUCGUUUAGCUGUCAGUGUUAUCAUGGGUACAGAAUGCAAGUGAUGCACGGACAGAGAACUUGCGUAGAUAUUAAUGAAUGUCUGCACUCUGGACUGUGCGGAGACUCACGCAACUGCCUAAAUUUUCCUGGAUCCUAUAAAUGUGAUUGUCAGAGGGGAUACAAACUAAAGAACACAAGACCGCUUGGGUGUGAAGAUAUUAAUGAGUGUUUGCUGCCUCUGGCCUGCGUGGGGGGACAAUGUAUCAAUACCCUGGGCUCCUACCAAUGUGUGUGCCCACAAGGAUAUAGACUACACAACCAGCAUAUAUGUCAAGAUAUAGACGAAUGCUCACUUGGUCCCGAGCUCUGUUACCCGCACGGUACAUGCGAGAAUGUUGAAGGUUCAUAUGUGUGUAUUUGCGAUAAAGGAUACAUAGCAAGUGAGGACCGCAAGAGAUGUGAGGAACCAGCCCGCGGGUUGGACCGCAGAGAUUGUUUCUUGAGUCUGGAAGAUUCCCUGUUCUGUGACAGUGUACUUGCAGUCAACGUUACCAGGGAGCAAUGCUGCUGCUCGUUGGGGGCGGGUUGGGGAGAUCACUGUGAGAUAUACCCUUGUCCAGUGCACAACUCAGUUGAGUUCCUUGGUCUUUGUCCAGAUGGUGUUGGGUUCAUAGUGGACAUCAUGAGCUAUGGACACAGAGAUAUUGAUGAGUGUCAGCUCUUUGGAAAAGAAAUAUGUAAAGAAGGGAAGUGUGUGAAUACACAGCCUAGCUAUGAAUGUUACUGCAAACAUGGAUAUUACUAUGACACCAGAUUGCUACAGUGCAUGGAUGUGGACGAGUGCGUCGAUGAGUCAAACUGUGUCAACGGGCAGUGUAUUAAUACUCGAGGCUCUUUCUAUUGUCGCUGUCCACAAAAUACUCAGUACCACCCAGAACACAAGCAUUGUCUGCCAAACCCAGAACUCGAUGUUGAUGAGUGCCGGGACCCUGGAUUAUGUCGCAAUGGCCGUUGUGUUAAUACCGUUGGCUCUUUUCGUUGCGAGUGUUCUCCACCAUGGACCUUGGACUCUUUGGGACGACACUGUAAUGUCCCAGAUACCCAAUCAGAUCAAGAAGCCCUUGAUAUUUGCUGGAGGAAGAGAGGUACAGAUGGAAUCUGCUCACGAGCCAUGGGUGGUCCUCAGCUCUCUCUGACUGAAUGUUGCUGCCGGCAGGGUCAAGGUUGGGGGCUAAGAUGCUUGUCCUGCCCACCAAGACUUGCUCAGGGUUGUUCCGUUUCACACAGUGAGGCAAAUUCCUUCUGGGAGUCCAGUGCUCUUCAUGUAAAGAAGUCUCGCAGAGAUGGUGAAAGCUCAGAGGAGGAGUCUGAUGAAUGCCCCUGUGUAAAUGGUCUCUGUAAUAAAGGCCCUUAUGGGGUUACAUGUGAAUGUCAAGGAGGUUUCCAGCUGGACAUCACUCGGACUCGAUGCGUCGAUAUAGAUGAAUGCAGACAGAAGAACCCACGAGGAUCACUCUGCAAAAACAGCCAAUGUAGAAACACAGUAGGAUCCUUCAGGUGUAUUUGUAAACCAGGAUAUACACGAUCAAGACAUCCCCAUAUCUGCAUUCCACAGAGAAAAAGAUAGCCGCAAACCAAAAAGCAACAAGAGACUAUGACAAACCCUCAACCCAAGCUGGAGAUGAGAAAAUCCACAGGAAAACAGAAAAGAGAUGGGGAACACUUAUGAGUAGUAGAUAACAACAAAUGUAAGACUUUAAUUGGGAAAGCAAAGGAGCGAGGAAGGAACUUUCAGAUAAGUCAGAGAGGGACAAAUGAGGAGAACAAACAGAAAGGUGUGUGUGAUAAAAAGGGAUUAAGGAAAAUAGAAAAUAAAAGCUAGAGAUGUUUAAAAGACAUGAGAAGGAAAGGGAGAAUGUCAUAAGACUGAAAUAGGAAGAGCAAAUGUUCUAGAAAAACUAAUAGACAUGAAUUGAAAAAUUGUAAUACAAUCUAUGACUGAUGUAACCUUUAUGGGACAAGAAUAUUUAUAGGAAAAUAAACAAAACAAAUAUGUAUAUCUUUUUUUAUUGUACAGUUACACUACUAUUUGUAAGGCAAAGAAAACCACUGAGCGGGUAUGAGUGUGUGUGUUUGUAUAUAUCAAUAUUACUGCAAACACAAAUUCACUUAUUUUUUAUGUAUGUGCGCUCCCAAUCAUGCACAUUUUGUGGGUUUAUUAACCUUUUGGGAGCUCUGCCCCCCAUCCGAGACCCCCAAAUCCCACCCAAGUAUUUCAGCUAAUCCCAUGAAAUUGGACAUAAUCUGCUUUGCAAACAAAUACUUGGUUUGGGUCCUGUUAUUGACAUUUUGAGACCCCCCUCACACACACACAUAAGCAUAAGCCCAAUUAUUUAUAUACUGCUUUUCAUUGCUUCUUUGUAUGUAUAUUAUUUGAUUUUCGUAUUAAAUAAUGUUUCCUAUACAUAUUGUAUUUAUAUAUUUUAAAUUAGAUUUAAAUACUCAAAUUGAAAUAUUGAAUUCCCAAUAAAAUGUUUAUGUAUACAAAGUAUAAAA